Girardinichthys multiradiatus is the source of this 5823-nucleotide messenger RNA. RefSeq names its product ephrin type-A receptor 7-like. Bases 130 to 3189 code for a protein of 1019 amino acids. Gene Ontology annotation, molecular function: protein binding; transmembrane-ephrin receptor activity; ATP binding. Lineage: Eukaryota; Metazoa; Chordata; Actinopteri; Cyprinodontiformes; Goodeidae. The record is from RefSeq and is a predicted model, not a curated record. Gene Ontology annotation, cellular component: plasma membrane; neuron projection. Gene Ontology annotation, biological process: axon guidance; cell surface receptor protein tyrosine kinase signaling pathway; protein phosphorylation. The transcript has 18 exons.
CCUGCGCGCUGACGGAUCAGUCAUCCAGACGGUGGCUGCACCGCGCACACGCAGACAGCGCAUCUUUCCAGUGGAGCGUCGAGAGGCAGACGGAAAUGAGCAGAACCCUGCAGACUGGGCCCAGCAAACAUGGAUCUCUGUAGAACCCUGACUGUGCUGCUGUGGAUUUUAUUCCUGAUUCGGGUCCAAGACUGCCAAGGAGAGGAAGUGGUGCUGCUGAACUCCAAGGAGACUCAGGCAGAGCUUGGCUGGAACUCUUAUCCCGCCAACGGAUGGGAGGAGAUCAGCGGCGUGGACGAGAAGUAUAAACCCAUCCGGACAUACCAGGUGUGCAAUGUGAUGGAGCCCACGCAGCAGAACAACUGGCUGCAGACGGGCUGGGUGGCCCGUCGAGGCGGACAGCGCAUUUUUGUUGAGCUCCAGUUCACGCUUCGCGACUGUAACAGCAUUCCUGGAGUGGCCGGGACCUGCAAGGAGACUUUCAACCUACUGUAUGUUGAAUCGGACCGGGACCUGGGCAGUGUAACUCGGGAGGACCGCUACACCAAGAUAGACACCAUCGCUGCAGAUGAGAGCUUUACGCAGGGCGACUUAGGAGAGAGGAAAAUGAAGCUCAAUACUGAGGUGCGAGAGAUCGGCCACCUGAACAGAAAGGGCUUUCACCUUGCGUUCCAGGAUGUCGGCGCCUGUGUCGCUCUGGUGGCCGUGCGAGUUUACUACAAACGCUGCCUCGCAACCGUCCAGAACCUGGCAGUGUUCUCUGACACUGUGGCCGAAGCAGCCUUUGCCACUCUGGUGGAAGUCCGCGGCACCUGCGUCAACAACUCUGAGGUGGACACAGAUAGCCCUCCCAAAAUGCAUUGCAGCACUGAGGGCGAGUGGCUGGUGCCCAUCGGAAAGUGCAGCUGCAGCGCGGGCUAUGAGGAGGGACACAGCAGCUGUGAAGCAUGCCCACCCGGAUCCUACAAGAUGUCGUCCCGGCAGCAGGAGUGUUUCCCGUGUCCGGCCAACAGCGUGGCAGAGGAGGAAGGAUCUGUGGUGUGUGUGUGUGAAGAAGACCACUUCAGGACCCCUCUGGACAGCCACUCUGCUCCAUGCACAAGGCCCCCAUCCCCACCCAGAAACCUGGUGUACUCCCUGAGGCAGUCCUCGCUGGUUCUGGAGUGGGCCCCACCCUCAGACACCGGGGGCCGCGUGGACCUGACCUACAGCGUGGGCUGCCGGCGCUGCGUCGGGGUCCAGUACGAACCCUGUGGGGCCAGUGUGGGCUUCGUGUCUCAGCAGGUUGGACUGACGGAGAGGAUGGUGACGGUGGUUAAUCUUCUCCCAAACACCAACUACACGUUCACUGUGGAGGCCCUGAACGGAGUGUCGGAGAUGCUGCCCAGUAAGAGGUUCUACACGCAGGUCAACGUGUCCACGAGUGUGCCCGCUCCGUCUCUGAUCAGUGAGCUGCGAGUAGAGAAGAUUGAGGAGAAGAGCAUCACCUUGGUGUGGAGAGAGCCCUCGUACCCGAACAACAGCCGCACAGAGUAUGAAGUCAAGUACUACGAGAAGGAACAAAAGGAUCAGGGUUAUUCCACCGUGAAGACAGCAACCACUCGGAUCAGCGUCAACAACCUGAAACCAGGCACCACCUACGUCUUCCUUAUCCGUCCCUUCUCAACCCCAGCUCCUUCCUCAUCCUUGUCUUCUUCUGCUGUCUCAUCAACCUCUUCUACUUCUGCCUCCUCUUCUUCAUCAUCGUCGUCCUCCUCAUCCCCUCCCCCCAUAGACUAUGGAGCGUACAGUGCACCCCUGGAGCUGCAGACUCUAGGAGAGUUGGCCCUGGUGUCCAGCGAACAGAACCCAGUGGUGAUCAUCAUCAUCGUGUCUGUGGCUGCCCUCAUCAUGCUGCUCUCCAUGGGAGUGGGACUGCUCAUCUGGAGAAGACAAUGCGGCUACAGCAAAGCUUCUCAGGAGGGAGACGAGGAACUUUACUUCCAAUUUAAAAUCCCAACACGGAGAACCUACAUCGACCCAGAGACCUGCGAAGACCUGCUGCAGGCCGUGCACACAUUCGCCAAGGAGCUGGACAACCAGAGCAUCAAGAUAGAGAGGAUCAUGCACACAGGUGACUUUGGAGAGGUUUGCCGUGGCUGCCUGAAGCUGCCCAGUAAGAGAGAGCUGCCCGUGGCCAUCAAGACGCUGCGGGCUGGCUGCUCCGACAAACAGCGACGCUCCUUCCUGAGCGAGGCCGGCAUCCUUGGACAGUUUGACCAUGGAAACAUCAUCCGGCUGGAAGGUGUCAUCACCACCGGAAACACAAUGAUGAUCGUGGUGGAGAGCAUGGCCAACGGAGCCUUAGACUCCUUCCUCAGGAAACAUGACGGCCAGCUGAGCGUCAUGCAGCUGAUGGACAUGCUGACCGGAGUGGCUUCAGGGAUGAAGUACCUUACUGAGAUGGGCUUUGUGCACAAACGGCUGGCAGCACACAAGGUUCUGGUGAACUCUAACCUGACCUGCAAGGUGUCGGGCUUCAGACCUCUUCAGGAGGACAAGAUAGAGGUCAUCUACACCACUCUGCAUGGAGGGAAGAGCGUGGUUCUGUGGACCGCACCAGAGGCCAUCCAGUACCACCGCUUCUCUUCAGCCUCCGACGUCUGGAGCUUCGGCAUCGUCAUGUGGGAGGUCAUGUCCUACGGAGAGAGACCCUACUGGGACAUGGGAACCCAGGAUGUAAUAAAGGCCAUCGAGGACGGCUUCAGGCUGCCUGCUCCGGUAAACUGUCCUCAACAUCUGCACCAGCUGAUGCUGGACUGCUGGCAGAAGGAGAGGACGGAGAGGCCCAGUUUCAGCCAGAUCCACUCAGCGCUCAGUAAAAGCAUCCGAUCUCCGGAUGGGAUCGGCUCGUCCACACUGGCCCGCAGAACGCUGAGUUCAUCCAUCACCCUGACUGAGCGGCCACUUCCCACCUUCCCGUCCUUUAACUCUGUGGGAGAGUGGCUGGAUGCUGUGGAUAUGGGCCGAUACAAGGACAACUUCACUGCUGCAGGAUACUGCUAUCUGGAAUCUGUGGCUCGGAUGACCGUACAAGACGUCCUGAGCCUCGGCAUCACCUCCGUGGAUCAUCAGAAGCUGAUCCUGGCAGCCAUCCAGACACUCCGGGCACAGGUGAUCCAGAUGCAUGGCCGGGGGGUGCAGGUCUGACUGGUGGACUCACCUAGCUCCGGUUGCUGCAGCACACCUAUAGGUGUGUAGGUGGAGAGGACGCAGGAGCUCUUCCACACUGAAGGAAUGACGAGCAGAUGUUUCACUCCUCUUGCAUUCCUUCAUCCCUACUUCCUGUUUUCAAAGAGGAGAUGAGUGGUCUGACCUGAGAACUGCAGAAUAGGGAUGUCAUGUGACUUAUUGUGACUUCUACCGGCUGCUUCUGGCUGACUCUGGAUCAGAGCGUUCGACAGGUUUGGCCCUGCAGCUCAUUUUGGUGAAAUUUCCCUUUAAGACGAACCUUCUGGGAGACAGGAGCUCAUGUUACCAAACAGCGCUGAUCCGAUUGAAUGAAUAACUGGUCUCACCGCAGCAGCUGAGGAUGCUGGAGCUGUCCAAGCAGACCGAGCUUCAGUCAGUGACAACGUUCUUAUAUUGCUUCUGUCCCAAUCAGAGUCUGGUGGUGAAACAAACAAUGUAAAAGGUUCAAACUUUGCUUUCAUUGGUGGGUUUGGUUUUUCUCUUCUCCUUGGUGCUUUUCCCUGGUUUUCUUUGUGCUGGAUGUCAUCUCAGUCACAGAAUCCUCCUCAUGUUUCUGCAAACACAGGGUACAUCACAAAAAAUGUGUAAAUCAGAGAAAAAGUUCAUUAUUUGUUGUCACUCAUUUCAGUAAGUGAAAUUGGCAUAUUAUAUAGAUUCAUAACACAUAGAGCAAAGUAUUUCAAGCCUUCAUAUCUUCAUAUGUUGAUUAUUCUAGCUUCAAGAUAAUCCAAAAGUCCCAGAUAAUUAGAACACUGUGAAAAAGUUAAAUAUUGGAAACUCAUUGGGUCUCACCCUAAUCAGCUAAUUACUUACAAACACCUGAGCCUCUAGAUGGUCUCUCAAAGUGGGUCAGUAGGAGACACAAUCAUGGGGAUUGCUGCUGACUAGAAAGAUGUCCAGAAGACAGUUCUUGACACCCUCUUCAAGGAAGGGAAACCACAAAAGGUCAUUCCCAAAGAAGCUGUCAUUCCCACACAGCUCUGUAUCCAAGCAUAUUCACAGAAAAUUGAGUGAAAGGAAAAAGUGCACCAGGAACAGGGAUAACUGCAGCCUUGAGAGCUUUGUCAAGCAGAAUCCAUUGAAGAGUUUGGGGGAGCUUCACCGGACCUAGGAUGUAGUCAGCAUAUCAAGAACCGCUACGCACAGACAGAUCCUACACCUGCGCUACAAGCGUCUUACCUGGGCUGAGGAGAAACAGAACUGGACUGUUGCUCAGUGGUCCAAAGUUUUCUUUUCAGAUGAAAAUAAAGUUUGCAUUUCAUUUGGGUCCCAGAGUCUGGAGGAAGAGUGGAGAGGAACAGAAUGUUGUUUAAAGUCCAGAGGGAAGUUUCCACAGUCAGUGAUGAUAUGGGAUGCCAUGUCAUCUGCUGGUUCUGGUCCACUGGGUUUUCUGAAGUCCACAGUCAACACAGCCAUCUACCAGGACAUUUUAUAGUGCUUCAUGCUUCCUUCUGCUGACAAGCUUCAUAGAGAUGCUGAUUUCAUUUUGCAGCCGAACUUGGAAGCAACCCACACUGCUAAAGGUACCAAGAGCUGGUCCAAUGACCGUGGUUGUACUGUGCUUGAUUGGUCAGCAAACUGGUCAGACCAGAACCCCAUAGAGAAUCUGUGGGGUUCUGUCAAGAAGAAGAGAGACACCAGAACCAACAAUGCAGAUUACCUGAAGGCUGCAAAGCAACCUGGGCUUCCCGAACACCUCAGCAGAACCACAGGCUGAUCUCAUCCAUGCCACGUCGCAUUAAUGCAGUAAUUUAUGCAAAAGGAGCCCCAACCAUUGAGUAUUGAGUUUAUAGAAAUGAAUAUAAUGUUCAGAAGUCUGACAUUCCAGUUUUCAUUUUCUGUAAGCCAGAAUCUUCAAAGUUACAAGAAAUAAAGGCUUGAAAUAUUUCACUCUAUGUGUGAUGAAUCUAUAUUAUAUAUGUGUUUUACUUCCUGACGUGAAUAUUGAAGUUUUUCCUGAUAUUCUAGUAUUUUACAUGUAUCCGUGGCAGCGAGGCAGACUCUGGAAGUUGGUCUGUUUUAAAGCUAUUUAUCCAUAUUUAUUCUGUCCACAGAGGACGGUUUUAUAUGUCUUGUUCUGUUUGAUUUGGACUCGGAGCUCGCAGUGGGGGGGUUGAACUGUCGGUACACAGUAUCUGUGUAUUCCUGAACAUCUCUGCUUUAACUGGACUUGGUGGUUCUGUGACAGCAUGUGUGAUGGACUCCAGUAUUUUAUGUUACGAUCAGAUGAUGUUGUUGCACUUCUUCUCUCUGUGCAGUGAGUUAAAGGUCUGGUUGGUUUGGAUUUGUUCUGAUUGACCCGGUCGCCACACUGAGCCAAGCUCCUAAUGUUUAAUACUGUAAAUAUGUAUCUGAAAAUGCCAAAUCUAUUUUUAUAAUUUGUUUGAACAAUGUGUUGAUUGAUCUAAUAUCUGCUCACAGUGUAAAGGUCUUACUGGUUACAUUUAGGGCCAUAGUUUCCAGAUUUGGAAUAUAAAACAGAUUUUAAAAGUUUCUUUUUGUUAGUUUUUGAUGAUUUUUACCCGUUAGAAGGAAAUCUGAUGGCUGUUGCAAUAUUUAAACGUCUUAUUAAAAAACUCCAACACUAACAAA